This is a messenger RNA of Triticum aestivum (bread wheat), 2495 nucleotides long. RefSeq lists its product as uncharacterized. The transcript has 3 exons. NCBI's taxonomy places the organism in Eukaryota, Viridiplantae, Streptophyta, Magnoliopsida, Poales, Poaceae. The record is from RefSeq and is a predicted model, not a curated record. The coding region runs from base 1090 to 1752 and encodes 220 amino acids.
GUCAACACAACCUCCGCCUCCGCCCAGCCUCCUCUUCUCAAGCACUCCUCCUUCCCAUGGAGGAUGUAGAGCGCAGCCGUGACAGCGCCCCUGCAUGAGGCGACCUUGUCGACGGCGGCCGUGGAUCGAGGCCACAUGAGGUCAAGGCUGCACUUGGGCAUCGACUAAGCCGGCGACGGCGCCAAUAACAUCGAGCAUGGCCACAAUUUCUGUGAUAUAGUCUUGUUCUACCUGAUUUCAAUAGGAUUGACAAAUUUCAGUCAUUAUCGUUCAAAUUUUUGCCAUUUUUUGUUCCAAAUUUUAAAGUCUGGUUUACUCUUCGUCCGGAAUUCUCCUAAUUUUUUUCGAAAUGACGAAUUUCGCCCAUUUCGCUAAGGUCCGGUAAAAAACAGAAAACGAAAUCCAAAAUCUUUUUAUUUUAUUAUUUCUCCACCGCGAGCAGCUCAUUCUCUGCCUAAGAGACUUUUUCAUCUUUUCUUAAUUUCUUAUUUUAUUAUUUCUCCACUGCGCGUCGGCUCAGUCGCUUGCGCUUCCUCAUCUUCCUCAUCUUCCCCCUCUCUUGCAUUUGCAUUUGCUCCCCGUCGUUUGAGUUGCAUCGGGGUUUUUCCAUGGGGAGGUCGACUGACAGAUCCGAAGGUCUAGCCGAUCUCACCAGCGUCCUCCCGGAGGAUCUGCUUCUGGAGAUCCUCGAGCGUCUUGGCUCCGCCCGCGCCGCCGCGGGCACCAGCCUCCUCUCCCGCCGGUGGCGCGGUCUCUGGACCCGGCUCCCCAGCCUCACCCUCAGCUUCCACGACGUCCCGUUCGGCUCGAUCCAGACCGCGCGCCGCCGCGCCGCCGCUCGUCGACGCCCCGGUGUGUACAUCUACCACCUCAACAUACGCGUCGCCGACCAGGCCGGCACGAUCGGCGCCGGGAGGUUCUCCUCGCUGCUCUGGGACGCCGCGAGUCUCUCGCCGGUGGAGCUGCGCCUCACUCUCCCGCGGAACCUGCAAGUCUCCAGCAUGGAGGUGACACUGCCCACCUUCCACCGCGCCACCUCCAUGGAUCUGCGCGCGCGGGCCCUCCACUUAACCGUGUCCGCAAAGCCAUAUGCGGGCUAUGUCCCCUUCCGCUCGCUGGAGACUCUCCCUCUCGGGAUGCCACAUCGAUCUGGCCACCUUCAUCCCGUUCUGCCCGCGCCUGCGCGUGCUCCAGGUGAACACCACCGGUCUGAUAGACAUGAGCAACAUUACGGUCCACUCCGCGUCGCUGGAGGAGCUCGUCGUGGAGCACGGCAACCGAUGGACCCGCCGUACCCAUGUCAGCGUCGACUCCCCUGUGCUUAAGCAAUUGACAGCGUCCUUCCAUGCCUGUGGCAACAUUGGGGUGUCCAUCUUGGCACCAAUGGUGGACAAGGUCUGGUGGCGGUGCUCGUAUGCCAAGCCGAUUUACGGGCUUGGUCUUUGGGGCCUCUCAGAGGUGGGCUUGAACGCCGAAGAGACACAUGGACAGACCGACUCCGGGAGAGACGCCUGUGUGCAGCUCCCUAGCGUCCAUGUCCUGUCCCUACACAUAUCUGCAGUCCAAGAUUCAGUUAGCUUUCCAAAUGCAGAUCUCACCUUUGCGGCAGAGAUCGAUAAACAUAUGGUUACCAACUUCUCUGGUCUGGACCUACAUCUCAGCACCAAGGGCCAUGUGUUUGGAGCUUUUGUACAUGUUCAGCCAAUAAGUUCGAGGUACAUUUUUUUUAGAGGUUCGAGGUACAUUCUUUAAUUUCUUUCUGUAAUUCGCAUUCGUUUAGUUGGAAGAUGCAUGCCCAGUAAAUUGUCUCUGUGAUGAGCCUAAGAACUGGAGAACAGAAACUAUCACCUUGGCUGAUCUUGAGAACAUGGAAAUUGAAGGCGUCGGCGGGGAAGAUCACGAGUUUGAUUUCUUGAAAGUGAUAUUUAGAUGUGCUCCAAUGCUUAAACAGUGACUGUGAGGCUGACCGAUGGUGUCACUCCAAGUGUCGAUUGGUGCACAAAAGUAACCAACAUCUUCAUGGCAUAUCCUUCCGUCGAAUGCAAUGCUGAUCUGGUAAGCAGGGCCAAAGCAGUGUGUUGACAUGAUUAUCUGCGGAUUAAGGGUGCUCAUUAACAAGAUCGUCCUCUCCCACGCCGACCAACUACUAUCUGCUUUCAGGAUCUUGCUUAAUGGCUUCAAUCUAUGCUACCUCCUGUUGUUUUGCCACUGUAGUGGAGCUACAGACUUGAAGUGGUGCAGUCUCUGAUGUAAUUCCUAGCAUGGUUUCUAUUGCCUUCAAAUGUGGUACUGACUCCUUUUGGUCGGCUGGUCUGAAUAUUACUCCCUCCAUUCCAAAAUAGAUGACCCAACUUUGUACUAACUUCCCCCAACUUUGUACUAACAGUAUAAAAUUAGUACAAAGUUGGGUCAUCUAUUUUGAAACGAAGGGAGUAGAUUUUUAAGUAUCUCAAGUUCUCAACCAAUGUUGUCCAAGUGAUGUCAUGUUAAGUACU